Messenger RNA from Taeniopygia guttata (zebra finch), 2410 nucleotides. RefSeq lists its product as uncharacterized. The record is from RefSeq and is a predicted model, not a curated record. Lineage: Eukaryota; Metazoa; Chordata; Aves; Passeriformes; Estrildidae.
AUGGUCGCAAUCCACAUCGCGGCAGAUGUACCACAGAAUCACGUAGAGGAUCAGCAGGAUGGCGAAGAUGAACAAAGCCACCAGGAUAGCCUUGGUCACCGGAGAGAUGAGGGACUGCAUGUCACCCGCGGACCGCCGCCGAGGACAGACGACUCGAGAACUACACGGGGGCAGCGAGCGCGGACGGAUCCCGCGGCCCCGCCGCCGCCCCCGCCGCCGCCGCCAGCGACCCGGCGGGCAGCGGCGGCUGGCGCCGAGCCGGUGGCGGAGAGCCGGGGGCUGCCUCGCUCAGCGCCCCCGCUGCGGCGCUCGGGCGGGCGCGGCGGCUCCCGGGCGGGCGGGACGGGGCGGCGCGCACGGACACCUCGGCGCGGCGGGGCGCCCGGCCAUGGGCACCGCGGCCCCGCCGCGGCUCAAGCCCGCCCUGCGGCGGCGGCGGAGUGCGGCCGGGCGCCGGCAAACUUAGGCGCGGGGGCGGCCCAUGGGGGACAGGUGUCAAGCGCCCGGUUGCCCUGCAGGUCUCCGACGAAAGCCAUCCACGGGGGAGGGAAAGUUGCGGGCGGGACGCGGCGGGCGCCGCCGCCCCCGGCCCCAGAGGGAGCGUGCGGGGGCACCGGGAGCCGCGGGCAGCGCGGGCAGCGCGGGCAGCCCGGCCGCGGCAGCCCGAGACCGCGCCGGCCGGCGUGUCCCGCCCAGCCGAGGUGUUCCCUCCCCUGCCAGCCCUCGCCCCCUCCUCCCUCCUCCUCCUUCUCCUCCUCCACUGCCUCCUGCGGUCCCCCCGCCUCCCGCCGCCGCCGCGUCGCGGGGAGCCCCUCCGGCCGGGUCCGUGCUGUGGUUCUGACUGUAGCGGGGUGCGAGGGAACGGGAUUUUCUUUCCCUGUUCCCCGCGUCCGCCUGCAUUUGGCAUCUUCAUCACCCACAUUCCCCAUCUGAGACCGACCUGGAGCGGGAGCCGGCGGCGGGGAGGACGGCUGAGGCUUGUCUCCGUUUUCUAAGCAGAAAGGUCACCCCUCCCCACCUCCGAAAAAAAUAAAGGGUUUUUUUUUAAUUCAGGCAGGUCGGCAUGGGUCACAGCCUGCCAAGCUUCCCUCAGCGGCUCUGUGGCCUUUGGCAUAUGUACCAAAGGUGCACCAGGACAGAUAGCACGAAAAUAGGACAGGAAGAUGGAAAUUGGAUGAAAGAGGAUCGCUUGUAUAUUCACCCCCAGCAGCAGGUCUGGUUUAGCUUUCAACUCACCCCCGAAUUCUGCAGCGCCAGAAGUGCCCAUGUAGUGGCACAUCACGUGCACACCAACCUUGGCACUCAGCACCUGAAGUGUGUCCAGACAUCCGCCUGCCUGCCCCGCACAGCUGAUCAGGACCAGGCUUCCAGGCGAGGAGCCAGGUGCCCCAAGACCAGCCCUGCGCUGCGAGGCGACCAGAGAUGCAGGAACCCUUCCCUCAGGUCACCCGAGCAGGUGGCUGGUGAGGGCACCCUUGGUGGGACACAGGCUGCUCAUGUGAGUGAGAUGCUUCUGGUACAAUGCAAGGAGUUGCCACCUUUGAUCUCUAGUGGGGACAGACCAGGCGCAUCUUCACAGAAGGUUCUUGCUGGAUUUCAGUUCUGAGUGCAGUUGUAUCGAAAAUACAGAAAUACAGAAGAACAUCAUUGAACCAUGUAAGUAAGAAAGGGCUGAAAGAAACCGUCAUCCCCCAAGAAGGACAAGAGCAACUUUAUCAAGAGGGAGAAAGAAAGACUUAAACUUCAAUAUAUAAAAAGUGGAUAAAUUCAAGAAGAAGGAGCACUGUAACACAUUAGGAAACACCACUGAAGAUCCCACUUUACUUCAGAAGCAUGUCUUCCACUGACUUUACUGAUAGCAAGGUGGGCUGUUGCUACAGAAUACAAUAUUUUCCUCUGAAACCAAGAUCUGUGCUGACAUCAGUGGAAAAUUUCCUGCUAAUGGAGCAUAGGAUUAAGUAAGAUGAUUGUAUUUUUCACCUCAAUGAAAACAGAAAUCAUGCAGUUGCUUUCCUUAGCUCAUCUUUUGUAAAUAAUUAGCUAUACUGCAGUGAUAUUCCCUCUGGAAGUAUAAUUUAGCAGGCCAGAAAUUGUGAAAUGUAAAUAUUAGAGCUUAACAGUCUGUUUUAGUUGGAAAAUAUGACAGCAUUUGGCUAAGUUCUUUGAAUCCCCUGGACAAACCAGCAGUGCUUUUACUUAAACUUAGUCUUUAAAAUAAGAAAACAGGUCUGUCUAAUUUUGUAGGGGUACAAUUUGAGUAGCAAGAAAAUUAUUAGAUAUGAUUCAUAUCAUCACUUGAAUCAUUCUUAGCUUGAGGAUAAGAUUAUGAGUUCAUGUUCUGUAUUUGUGCUUGAAAGUUAUUUGUUACUAUUUUAUGUUUACUAAUAAACCAAUAAGAAAUUCUGUACCA